Messenger RNA from Aspergillus nidulans FGSC A4, 776 nucleotides. Its product is annotated as EF-hand superfamily Ca2+-modulated protein. Lineage: Eukaryota; Fungi; Ascomycota; Eurotiomycetes; Eurotiales; Aspergillaceae. Bases 1 to 642 code for a protein of 213 amino acids. The record is from RefSeq and is a predicted model, not a curated record. The transcript has 2 exons.
AUGCCGCCAAAGAAGCGUUCCGCACCGACCGGAUCGUCGUCGGGCCCGAAGAAAGCGCGGCAAUCCAAACUCGCCAAGGAGAACAAUAUUAGCGGGGAAGAGGAGAAUGAGAUAAAGGAGGUGUUUAAUAUCUUUUCAGAGGCGAAUGAAGAAUUUCCUGAUGAGAAGGAUGGUGUUAUCGCGCGAGAGGACGUACGGAAAGCUCUUGUGUAUGUCGCUCCCUAUUCCACAAACGUCAAGGUGGGCGGACAGGGGUGGCUAACGAGGAUGGUUGGCAGAGCUCUAGGCCUUGCACCCUCCUCAUCAGAAGAACUCCAAUCAAUUCUGUCGGCCGUCGACCCUACAUUCACAGGAUACGUCCCCUACGCGCCCUUUCUAUCUGUUGCGGCGGCGAAACUGCGAUCGCGAUCCGAUGAUGCUAUGUCCGCAGAGGUGGAUUCUGCCUUUCAGCUGUUCACGCAGGGGACCGACGGUCCAAUUACGAUGGGUCAUUUGAGGCGGAUUGCGCGUGAGCUGAAGGAGGAUUUGGACGACGCGCUGCUGAGGGAUAUGAUUCUGGAGGCAAAUGGGGGUGUGGGGGUCGAUGCUGGGGUGUCGUUAGAGCAGUUCCAUGAGAUCAUGCAACGGGCUGGAGUCUUCUAGGUGGUUGUAUCAAUGACUGGCGUUGGCGUUGGCGUUGGCGUUGGAUUACUUUGUUGGUGUUUGUGGUCAGAUAAUAGUAAUAGGCUCAUUUCUACCUUCCACUAUGUUGCUGUCGCCAAUGCCAAAAUCCUAUG